GAGUUGUAUUUAUUAGUCUUCUUGCAACCUAGAUUCCUAUGGUUACUCAUUAUUUUACAGGGGAAAAAUAAAAUAUAGAUUUGUCAAUUGUCAUUGGAGUGGCGUUAGCGAAAUUCCCUUGUAUGACAUUCAAGUCAAUGCAAUAUUUUAAAGAAACAGAUAGUUAAGUUGGUAUUUAAUUUUAAGACGAACUGCUGCCUUUCCAAUCAUGGAAAUGAGCCACAGCUUGAUUCUUAAUGAGGAAGCACUUGCCAAAAUACCUGAAGCAAAAAAAUCCCUCUUUGUUUAUGAAUGGUUACAGUUCCUAGAAAAUGUUUUAAUAGCAGCUCAAAAGAAUGACAUCAAAGACUGCCAGAAAAAAAUUGUUGAACAGCUUUUGGCUCAAAUCCAUUCAAGCCCAGGUCCUCCAAUACGGCAAUUAAUUGGUCAAUGCUUAGCCACUCUGUUUAGCGUAGGAGAUGCAUUCCUUCUUUUUGAUACUAUCAACAAGCUGAAUGAUGUGUUAAAGAGCAGAGAUGAUUCACCAAGUUUUCUCAUGACUCGUUUAGCUUCUAUUACUACCUUGGGAUUCUUAUACGAAAGACUUGGGCGUAUGGCAGGAAGAUCAUAUGAUGAAUCUGUUCAAGUAUUGCUUAGAGGACUUAAAAACAGUGAGUCUCAAACAAGAGCAGAGAGUUUAGUAACUUUAGAAAAGCUGUGUUGUGGAAUGGGUUCAGCAGCAUCCAAUCAGCAUCGUGAUAUCUUUAAGACCUGCAAGUUAUGUCUGUCAGACAGAAACAUGAAUGUUCGGGCUGCAGCAGCCAGGUGCAUGUGGGAAGUCAUGAAACAUUCGUCUAGUAUCCUACAGCUUAACGAAUUUGAAUCCAUAGCUGCACUGAGCUUUCGUGCUCUCGAAGGUUCCAAUCAUGAAGUUCGAUGCGCUGUGGCCCUUUUGUUAGGUCAUGCUGCUGCUGCAGCACUUACACCUCCUAAACCUGGUCCAGCAAGAACCGGUCUUUCGGCAGCAGCGAACCAGUCUGCUGCAUCUUCAGCGGCGAAGGUUGCAUCAGUAGAAGAAGUUCUAGGAGUAAUUUCGACCGGAUUUUUGCGUGGAGGUGGAGGUUUCCUAAAGGGAACAGGUGAAAUGAUUAAAGGACCAGCUGCCACAAGCCGAGAAGUUCGAGUUGGAGUCACAAUGAGCUACGUCGUCAUGGUCCAACAACUUGGUUCUACAUGGUUGGAGCGCCACUUAAACACCAUGUUGCAGCAUCUACUUGAUUUAGCAGCCCAGCCGCGAGCUGCUCCUACCCACGUUGACGCCGUCUAUUCCCGUCAGUGCAUCACUUUCGUGUUUCGUUCACUGUUGGGCAAAAUGUUGGGCGAGAAGCAGCAAACGGCUGCUUGUAAAGAAUUAGCUCGCAUUAUUAAUCAUCAGAUGAACAGCAUAGAUCCCAAUCCGGAGAAUGCAAAAGACAGUAGCACGCAGGAAACUAUAUUUAGUCAACAUCUUCUUGUUUGUGCACUGCAAGAGCUUGGCUCACUUGUUCACAGUCUUGCUAGCUCUGCAUCGGCUCUUUUGGCCGAUCAGGGAGCUGGCGUAAUUGAUUGUGCUAUCGCUGUCUUGCUUCAUCCGUCGCAAGCUGCUCGUCUUGCAGCAGCUUGGAGUCUGCAGUCUAUGGCCGUUGCUGUUCCAUCUCAUCUUACACUUCUGAUCGACAAAUGUGUUGAUGCCCUAGAAAAUCUUCGAAGCACGCCCGAAGCUGUGUCAGGUUACAGCGCCGCUUUGGCAGCAUUGAUAGCUGGUGUUUCAUCUUCUAGCUUGGGCAUCCCACAUAACCGUGGAAAGAUUGUGUUCAACACUGCCGAGGAGCUAUUAAGAAGUGCAAGCCAAAACAACAGACUCGCCGUCCAGCGCACACAGGCUGGUUGGUUACUCAUCGGAGCUGUUAUGACUUUGGGGGUAUCUGUGGUCAGUAGCCUGGUUCCUCGAAUGUUGCUCCUUUGGCGCAACAGUUUCCCUCGUUCAGCUAAGGAAUUAGAAUCUGAGAAAGCUCGUGGCGAUGCUUUCACCUGGCAGGUGGCGCUCGAGGGUCGCGCUGGUGCCCUUUCGUCAAUUUGUAGCUUCCUCCGACACUGUCCACAGCUGGCCACAACUGAGGAUAUAACUAAACGUCUAAUGGGUCCGCUGGAUGCCGCCAUCACUAUGCUAACAAGCAUUGCAACAGUCGUCAAGACAUAUGGACAGCCUCUCAAGGCAGCAUGCGCUAUGGUUCGUCUUCGUCUUUACGAUGCUCUUUCUUUAGUCCCUCCUCAAUACUAUGAAGCGAGUUAUACUCAACUUUUGCGUUUACUGGUGGCUGAGUUCACUUUAGCUGAAAAUCCAGCCAAUACAACCACAUCUCUGUUGCAGCAACAAUGCCAACCUGAUGGUUCAGCAGUCUUGUUGCAUCCAGAUCUUCAAGAUUCAGACUACAAUUUGCUUCAACAACAGCUGUUGCCCAACAGUGCUGCCGGUUCAGGAGCCCUUGAACACGAUCCAUGUUCGCUUUAUGCUUUGGUGACGGAUAGGUCACAGAAUGUUGGGAACGUUCCUGGGCCACUUCCCUUGGGUGUAGCAGUUAUCGAUGCAUCAAUCACGCUAUUUGGACACGUUUUCCCUCGAGUACUACACAAACACCGUCUCCAGCUGUUGAUCCAUUUUGAGGAUAGCAUCAAACAAGCCAAAACCCGUCAAGCCGUUCAAACGAAUAUUUUUGCCGGUUUACUUGCUGCGCUGCGUAAUGUAGCCGAAACAAAGGUUGGAUUAGGUCCCAAUGCCGAAGAACUUCGCAAAGGCCUCUCCAGUCUUAUCCAAGCCGGACUCGUUAAUCCUACCUGCCCUGCCCUACGUUGUGCUGCGGCUGAAGCCGUAGGUCGUUUGGCUCAAAUAGGAUUGGAUCAGCGUUUUACGAGUGAAGCUAUUCAAACUAGUUUCGAUAAACUGAAGAACAGCCGAGACGCUGCGAGUAGGACAGGGCACAGUCUUGCCCUAGGAUGUUUACAUCGCUAUGGUGGUGGCUUAGGUCUAGCCUCUUCGCAACAACUAAGUAGCAGCAUUUCCAUUUUGACCGCCCUUAGCCAAGAUACGUCGUCAGCAAUGGUACAACAAUGGGCCCUUCAUGCACUAGCGUCAAUUGGAGAAGCAAGUGGCCCAGUGUUUCGGCCAUUUGCGGACUCGUGCUCCAAUAUGGCGUUGCAGUUAUUGAUGACAGUUCCUUCAACCAAUGUAGAAGUGCUCAGGGCAGUAGGCCGUUGCUGUGCAGCUUUGGUAACUGCUUUUGGUCCUGAACUCCAAGGAAAUACUGGCAACAUCAUCGCUGCUAGAUCUUCUCUCUUGUCCGCAUGUGCUCUACUCCAGCAACACAGUAGUCCCGUAGUCCAGUCCGAAGCCAUCUUUUGCCUACAGCAGAUGCACAUGUUUGCACCACGUCACGUCAAUCUUAGCAAACUUGUUCCUCUUCUUUGUCGAUCUAUUAGCAAUCAACAUUUGGGUCUGCGACGAGCAGCGGUCUCAUGCUUGCGUCAAUUAGUACAGAGAGAGGCCAGAGAAGUCUGUGAGCAUGCUGCCGCCUACGUAACAGAAUCAAGUCGUGCAAUUCCGCUGUUCAACGGAUCGAAACAAGGAUUGCCAAUGGCGCUACUUCUACUAUUAGAUAGCGAAGUAGACGUCAUGUUGCAGCGUCAUCUCCGAGACACUUUGAACGGUCUUCUGACUACCUUAGCGGAGCAGCAGCUCAGCUCAUGGUUGACGCUCUUCAAGGAAGUGCUGACGACAUCGGCUGAUACAACUGCUGGUCCUGCUCCAUCUGGACAGCAUGGGCAACCCACUGUAGGACUUAAAAGCUCAUCAUCAACUGCCGAUGCAGAUGGCGAUGGUGCAGUAGAUGACGACGAAGAAGAGUUUCACGCAAAUGGAGACAGUCUUUCACCUACCCCUAGCAGUCGCCCAGCUGGUCUGCCUCCUCCUCGCUGGCCUACCAGAGUCUUUGCUGCUCAAUCCGCCGGAAAACUGCUGUUGCUAAUGCGAGAAAGUACGGCAACGGCUCACUUUGACUUGGCAACCGCUCGCCAACUUAGCAGCUCGAAUGGAACCGAUUUCUUGGUUCUGCACCUCUCCGAUCUGAUUCGAUUAGCGUUUAUCGCAGCCACUUCCGAUUGUGACGCCCUUCGCAUGGAAGGCCUCCGUCUACUUCAACUGCUCAUUGAUUGUUUUGCCAGCCAACAAGAGCCUGAAUUUCCCGGCCAUUCAAUCCUUGAACAAUAUCAAGCUCAAAUAAGCGCUGCCUUAAGACCAGCUUUCAGUGCUGAUACUGCCCCAAACGUCACUGCUGCUGCCUGCCAUGUCUGUAGCACAUGGAUGUGUUGCGGUGUAGCUCAAGAUCUGUCAGAUCUCCGUCGAGUUCAACAGCUUCUUCUUUCGGCAUUGAAUCGAAUCACUGCUGCUCAACAAUCGACUCUUCCCCCAAUAAGUGGAAUAGGUGGUCUUCAACAGCACCGUUUGUACAAUGAGAGCGCUGCCACUCUUGAGAAUUUGUCGGUCCUCAAAGCUUGGGCUGAGGUUUACGUAACGGCAAUGUCUAACGAUACCGCAAUGAAAGACAGGUAUUGUCCGAUUAAUUUUUUUACUUUAAUACAUUACACAUUUGAAAUGUGUCUAUAUUCCUACAGCAAAGUUGCCGAGAGUCGUCAUUUGCUUUUGCCUUUGGUCAAACCAGAACUGGCCGGUUUGGCACAAUUUUGGCUUGCAGCUCUGAAAGAUCAUGCUCUUCUCACGCUUCCUCCAGAAUUUGGCCCUCAGUUGCCACCAGAAGGAGGAACGUUUUACACUCACGAUGCGGCCGAUUUGUCACGACCUUAUUACAAACUGAGCUGGCCCCCUCUGCUCCAGGCUGCGGCACUUUGGUUGGGUCAUGUAAAUAACGCCGGUGAAACAAUUGAACCAGAUAAUGUCUACUCCAACCACUUCUUCCUAGUAUUCGGAAUUGCCCUAGAAGCUUUGUGUGAUCUUAAAUCAACCGAACCGGACUCCUCGACUGAGGCUUGCUUGUAUGCCCUUCAAGCAUUAUUGCACUCUCCAAAAGCCCGAAAUUCAAUGACCUGUCAGGCACCGCUAACAGUCGAAGUUUGCAACGUUCUUCAUCGCGUGGUGUUGACGAAGAAAGCCUCAAUCCAAAAGCAAGCUUUCGAGGUUUUAUUGGCACUUGUGCAAGCCACUCACGAGCAAAUGAAUCGGUUGAGUGACCCUCUCGCUGCAGGGGAAGGUGGCAGUGAAGGAGAACUCUUGCCGGGCACUUCGUUAGUUUUUGCUGCUCUUGAAGUCUGCCUCUGCCUACUCGUUCAAGUUUAUCCAAAUAUGGACCCCAGUACCACAAGCAGCACUAGAGGUGUGAAAAGAGCAGUUAGCAUUAAUGGGAACGUAGGCGAAGAACUAGUGGCUGCCGCUCUAGACGUAAUGGGAAUAUUGCCCUCUGUCUGUUCGCCGCACGGUGCUCUUUCACUUCUACCAGCGUUGUUACAUUUAGUCACCAACGUCUUGAAAGAGGCCCGAACACUGGAAUCGCCGUCUAUUCAAGCAGCAUUGCGUUGUUUGCGUACGUUCUGUUGUCAUCCAUUUUCGAAACUAGCGGAAACAGAAGCGCCGUACGGCAAAUUACUCCAGAGCUGUACUGCUCGUCUUUUGGAUUGGGGCAAAGCUGGCCAGGAAGAAGACCGUCUGGAUCCAUUAGUUCUAUUGAGUGCUGUCUCCGAAAUGUUGCUGCACGCUCCGUCUGGGUUACUUUCGUGUCCCGCUUUAUUGUAUCCUUCACUUAAUGCCUUCCAGCAGUCACUACAGUCCACCGACGCAAGACUUAGGCUACACACUUUACGACUAUUUGACAAUCUACUCCAGGAUGCAACUCGUCAGUUGGCAUCGCAUUCCGAUAACGCUAAGUCAAUCCUUCGCCCACUGACGCCCUACGUCCACGCACUGGCCCCGAAAAUUGUGGCACAUCUAUGUAGCCCUACAUCUCGUCUCAUCGAGUCUCAGCAACAGCUAUUGAUGACCAUUGAGUCUAUCAACUGUGUGGAAGCUCUGACUGCACUUGCCGACGCCGAAAAUUGUCUAUUGGUCUUGCAACUUUUGGUCCCCAUCCUUAUUGGUUGCCUAUUGGAUCCGACGCAGAUGAAAGCGGCGAAUCCUUUGACUAAAACCUUACACACCCACGCUUUACAAACAUUGACGCGGAUAGGCACCCAAUAUCCACAGGAAUUCAAAUCAUUAUUGAGUUACUUACCGGAGCUGAGAACAAAACUUGAGUCAGCUGCCCGAGCAAACCAAUUCUGUUCUAGAAAUCCUAAAUCGGGUGCGAUGAGCACCGCAGUGGAAACCAAGGCGGCUCCCACCAUCAAAUUGAAAACCGAUUUCAGCAAUUUUAAUUAGAUUUGAUGAUUUAUUGAUUUGGCAAGCUUAUUACUUUGUGAUUCGUGAUCAUAUCCUUGUGACCUUUAAGUCCAGUGUAUGGCUUAAAGGAUUGUUUUUAUGUGACUUAUUUUUCAUUUGAGUGUGGAUGUAGAAACUCACAACACAUUUACACAGUAGUGGGUCAGUUAUGCAAUCAUUUGUAUUUUACCAUGUUCUUUCAAUAACAAGAGUAAGACAAAAUAAACCAUCAGAAACUGA
Molecule: messenger RNA, 6679 nt
Organism: Daphnia pulex (common water flea)
Lineage: Eukaryota; Metazoa; Arthropoda; Branchiopoda; Diplostraca; Daphniidae
Product: HEAT repeat-containing protein 5B-like
Exons: 20
Coding region: 209-6439 (2076 amino acids)
Biological process (GO): retrograde transport, endosome to Golgi; intracellular protein localization; endocytosis
Cellular component (GO): endocytic vesicle; Golgi apparatus; membrane
Source: RefSeq, a predicted model, not a curated record